Molecule: messenger RNA, 6855 nt
Organism: Mya arenaria
Lineage: Eukaryota; Metazoa; Mollusca; Bivalvia; Myida; Myidae
Product: ATP-dependent RNA helicase me31b-like
Exons: 11
Coding region: 364-1707 (447 amino acids)
Biological process (GO): P-body assembly; cytoplasmic stress granule assembly
Cellular component (GO): cytoplasmic stress granule; P-body
Molecular function (GO): ATP binding; mRNA binding; RNA helicase activity
Source: RefSeq, a predicted model, not a curated record
CGAAGCGCCCCCAUUCGUCGACGAGAUAUCCAAUCUCUCACAGCUUCGGCCGAAAUUGGAUAUUUGUGCGUUUUUCUUAUUGCUAAGAUUUUUGUCAUAGAAAAUCUGAAUGCAUUUACCGGUACUGCAUUUCUUGUGCUAAGACAUUUGAACUGUGUGUGGCGUGACUCUGGUGCUUGUGUUAUAAGACUAUGAUUUCGAAGUGAAAACUACUGUGAUAACAACUUUAUAGAAAAAUAACACUAAAACAGUGCAGUACAACUCUGUGGGUUAGCAGGUGCUAACUAACGGGACUGUUGAAACCGACAGUCACUUAAAGGCAUUUUAUUGCGUGCUGUAGCUGCAUAAGGCAGCCAAACGACCAUGGCAGCCGCCACCAAGAUGGAGAACCCUAUCAACCAUUCUAGUCCAGCAACUGGCGAUAUGAAGGCAGAAAAUGACCAGGGUUGGAAAGCGAAAUUAAAAAUGCCACCAAAGGAUCAAAGAUUCAAAACAUCCGAUGUAACAAACACUAAAGGCAACGAGUUCGAAGAUUUUUGCCUGAAACGCGACCUGCUUAUGGGCAUUUUUGAGAAGGGCUGGGAAUCACCUUCCCCAAUCCAAGAGGCUAGCAUCCCGAUAGCACUGACGGGCCGUGAUAUUCUUGCACGCGCAAAGAAUGGCACAGGCAAGACAGGAGCGUAUGCCAUUCCAAUCUUGGAGAGGGUGGAUAAUACAAGAGAUGAGGUGCAAGCCAUGUGUGUAGUCCCGACACGAGAGUUAGCAUUGCAGACUAGUCAGAUCCUGAUCGAGCUGUCCAAACACAUCGGGGCCAAGGUGAUGGUCACCACAGGAGGAACCAAUCUUAAAGAUGACAUUAUGAGGCUUUAUGAACCAGUACAUGUUGUAGUAGCCACGCCCGGGAGAAUCCUGGAUUUAAUGAAUAAAAACCUGGUGAAAAUCAGCAAGUGUGGGAUCCUGGUUUUAGAUGAGGCUGACAAGUUAUUAUCCCAGGAUUUCAAGGGAAUGUUGGACAACAUCAUCAGUCACUUACCCAACGACCGACAGAUCCUUCUCUACUCAGCCACAUUUCCUCUCUCCGUCGAACAAUUCAUGAAGAAGUACUUGCACAGUCCAUACGAGAUAAACUUGAUGGACGAGUUGACGUUGAAGGGAGUCACACAGUACUACGCCUUUGUCCAAGAGAAACAGAAAGUCCACUGCUUGAACACCCUCUUCUCUAAGCUCCAAAUAAACCAGUCUAUCAUAUUCUGCAACUCAACCCAACGUGUGGAACUGCUGGCCAAGAAGAUUACGGAGCUGGGCUACUCAUGUUUUUACAUUCAUGCCCGAAUGAACCAGCAGCACAGAAAUCGGGUGUUUCAUGACUUCAGGCAGGGACUCUGCAGAAAUCUUGUCUGCUCAGAUCUGUUCACAAGAGGUAUUGACAUUCAGGCGGUAAAUGUAGUGAUCAACUUUGACUUCCCGAAGCACGCGGAGACGUACCUCCACAGGAUCGGCAGGUCUGGCAGAUACGGCCACCUCGGUAUAGCCAUCAAUCUCAUCACAUAUGAUGACAGGUUUUCACUGCACAAAAUUGAGAGUGAACUUGGGACAGAAAUCAAGCCCAUUCCGAAGAACAUCGACAAGGCGCUGUACGUUGCCGAGUACCACACGGAACCUGAUGAAGAUGACCUCCCCGAGAAAACCAACGGAGCGAAGGGCUAGACGGGGUCCCACCCCUGAAAGCCCCUCGUGUACUAUUCAGGGCCCUCAUAUCCCCAUUCAUCGUCAAACAUGUUUUCAUAAUGGACUCUAUUCGAGCCGAAUGUUUCAUAUAGCAUCUCGUGUCUUGCUAUUUUUGGCAAGAUUUCAUGGAAGUUGUCAAAAGUGGUUUAUUGGUCGUAAUAUGUUUUGAGAUAUGUUGUCAUUUUGUACAUGAAUUGUUAUGGUUGCAAAUGGGUUUAUUAUUUAGUGUGAAAGUGUGUAUACAUGUUAGCUUUAAGAUUAAGACACACAGAGCUAGGUUGAAAACUGCUCUUUGUUCAAAGAAUGUGUGUGAAGCAAGUUUUAAUUAUGAAAACUGAAGAGAAUGAAACACUGAGAACACAAGUUUCUUUCAAACACUUAAUUGAAGGAACACUCACCUUAGAUGACAGAAGAUAAAUGGGCAUUAAAGCUUUCACACAAAACAUUAGUUGAGAAUCGAUGGAACAAUUGAUGAAUUAUGUAAUACUUAGUAUGUAUGGAUGCGGAUGAAUGUGAACGUUAAACUCAUUUGCCAACCAAUACUGUUGUAGCUUUGUUUACGACACUUGAGCAAAACUGUGCAUACAUUUUAAAGUGCUGACCUGGGGAUAUUAUGUGUUAGAUUAAUUUAAUUGGAAUAGAUUUUCAGGUGUUCACAGAAAGUACAACUUUGGCCAGGCUUAUUUGGCAAAUCUGAUCUGGGGAAUUUGCUUAUGUAUGAAUAAUGAUUAAAAAACUUCACAAAGUUAGGAAAUGUCCAAUCAACCUAUUGCAAGCAACAAGAUGGAGGGCUUUUUCAAGGCAUUUUGGGAACAGACAUUUGGACAUUUUCAGGAAUUUUAAUAGAUAAAAUCCUUAUUUUGGGAUUGAAAAAUCCAAGGUUAACCUGCCGAGAUUGGGAAUUCUGCAUGCUUAUAAAAAAGUUUGCCGCAAUUGGUAGGAAUGUCUCACCCAUGGAAUGGCUAGAAAAAGGCUUGAGUUGAAAUUGCAAUAAAAUGUAUCUGUCAGGUGUUGAAAAUCUCUUUCUGGAUGUUUUGCAUUGCCAAAUAAGCGUGGCCAGUGAAAAUUUCUAUGAAUGAGUAACUCAAAAAUGUUUCUUUUGAACUGCAAUUUAAAACAAUCUGAUAAUAUUUUAACAAUCUGAUUAAAAAUAUUCAUAUUUUUUUUUAAGUUAAGUAUUCAAAACAGAUAGCUUUGUUAAACAUUACUGUUUUGACUGUUUGUGUAUUAAGUUUUAAGCUCUCGACGCAGGAUGUCACGAAAGAACAAUGUUAACCAUUUAAGUUAAAGAUAUUGUUUAAAGUAUUGUUUGUUUAAUAUUUUGUACUUUUACAGUUUUAUUUAAUUAAGAGCUGAGGAAAUCUGAAGUAAGAUAAUAUUUCAAUUAGUUAUGUUCCAAUUUGAUGUUUGCAUAGUGAUGUGUACUGGUAGGAGAAAAAUGCUGAUAUAUAUCCUUGGAUUCUUAACAAAUGUGGAUGAAGACAUUCGCUUAAAUCCCCCUUGAAAUGAUCAGCCUGCAUUGUUGCUGAAGUAUUUGGCUAAAGAAAUUGUCACACACCUGACAACAUAGAAGCAAGCCUGUCAAAUGUUUAAGCAGGGCGUAUGAGCCUACACUUGUCAAUUGUCAAUUAUGCAGGCUUUUGUUGAAUAUUUCUACAGGUUGUAAGAAUGCAUACAUAUAUCAGUGGUUUUCUCAUAUUAAUUGUAAAUAAUGUAAAUUAUUCUAUUUUUGUAAGAUACUAUGUUUAAAAGCUGAGGUAAUUUCAAAGACAAAUUGAAUCUGACAUGAUAACCAGCUUUGUAGGGCUUAUACAUUAUUGCGCUCUUCGAAACAUUUCUGUUGGUUUUUUGACUGUAUUAGCCAUUUUCAAGUUAUUUGUGGUUAAAAUGCUUUGAAAUUUCAGCAAGACAAUGUGGACAUUUACAUAGAAAUGUAUUCAAAGUGUACCAAAGUUUGUGAAUUCAAAAGUGUAUUGUGAAAAACAACAGUGGAAUACACACAGAAAAUUCAAACCAGAAAAUUCAAACCAGAAAAUACACAACGGAAAAUUCUAACCGGAAAAUACACAAGGAAAAUUCAAACUGGAAAAUACACAACGGAAAAUUAAGAAGUAAAUUGUCAAAACACAAAACAAAAAGAUGUAUCUUUAGAAAGCUCACAAAGCAUAUAUCAAUCAUAGAUGAGAGGAACAAAAGCUUAAACAAAGCUGUGACAUGUAACCAGAAACUGUUUGCCAACUAUUGUGUUCAGUGUAGGAUCCCUCGUGCAUUAGGUGGUCACGUCCAGCAAAGACAAAUGUCCAGUUUCAAAUCAGCAGACUGGUUGCUGGCUGCAGUGAAAAUACUUCAAAGUGGUAAAAUAUUAUUUGUAUUUCUAUUUGUGUGUUGAAGAUGAAAGUGAUGGGUGUUUAUUAUGAAAUUGAAAUAAGAUAAAAUCAUGUUGAAGAUUUCAAGAAAAUAGAAAGAAAUGUGAAGGAAUUGUGAAUGUAAAUGUUUGAACAAGUAUGAGUUUUAAAAAAAAAUGUCCACCGGUGCACACAUGAAAUGGCAGUUAUUUUUCCUAGCCAGGUAGUGACUGGUACACACUGUACACUUUAUAGGAUGAAAUGUCUCUGUGAACAUCCUCAGAUCUUGAGGAACUGGCCCUCACAACACGAAUUAAGUUGUGCUUAAUGUUAUUUGCCAAGUCUUGAUGAAUAUUGGAUUACAAGUUGCAGCUACGUAAAGUGAAUAGCUCUAUCAACGGUAUAAGCUUUAUAAUGGACAUCGAUCAAAUUAAGGUGGAUUUAGUGUGAAACUUUUGAAGAGUCUUAAGAUGUGUUUGUGGUGGGCAGUUACUGAUCUUCCUUGCGUUUCAAACCAAUGUUAGUUGUCUUUACCCCCGCUGCAGAUAACUGUACCCUAGCUUGUGGAACAUUCACUAGUGCUGCUUAUAACUAGAAGACCCUGUGCCUGACUUGGAUGUGGUCUGUGCCUGACAUGUAUCUGGUAAUUUUAGGGUUUUAUUCAGAACAGAAAUAGCUCAAGUGAAGUAGUAUUAUAAAAUUUAGAAUGAAGGCUACUGGAAUUACCUAUGGAUUCAUGGUGUGUUCAUUUAGUCAGUUCAUAAAGUCAGAAAAGACGUGUUUUUGAACACAUGUUAAGUCAUACACAUGUAAGGACAGUUGCAGGAAUCACAAGAGAUUAUAGAGUGAAGACUUUCUUUUGAUCUCAGAUUGACAUUAGGUGUUAAAUUUUGCAGCUUUUUCUAAGUAAAAAUGUGUUGAUACUUAGUCAAGAGAAUGCCUACAGAAUGUCCAUAAAAAGAUUGAAAGUGGAAAUAAAUAGACUUUAUGGGCGGUAAUUCAUAGAAAUAGAUGUUGGAGGUUUGAAGUUGACAAUACAGAGCCAAGUGGGUUCGAGACCAAUCGAAACAGUAAUGAUGGUUUUUGAAACAUUUUGCUAUCAGCUGUUUUGAUUGGAGUUAUGCAGAUCUAUAGCAGGUUUUUGUAUUGAUGGAAGUUUUAAUUAUGGCAACCUUGUUUUGUUGAGGCCAAGAUUUUUAAAACCUGUGUUGAUCAAAAACACUGUUAAACGUGCCUUGGUUUAAAGCAUUUUCAAAAUAAAAGGUUGGGUUAGCUGUAACAAUCCUUUUUUUUAAGCAAUAUUAGAUAUAUAUGAUGAUGCCUUAUUGGGAAAGGUCCUUGGAAAUGCUUUAUUCUAAAGUGAAUAAAUGUUUCAAAAACAAUUUUAAACAACGUUCUUUCGAGAUUGUGUGUUUAAAUUUUGUUGAAAGCUGAGAAAGUCUUUUCUGUAAUUUAUAAAGUUUAUUGUUCGUAAAAAGCUAUUAAUAGUAAAAAAAAAAGUAAAAAAAAAAGUUAAACGAGAUUUCAUUCAUAAAGCACUCGAAAUGAUGUAAAAGUACUGCAUCAUGUUCAUGACACUGUGGACUUCUCUCUGAAGCUACAAGAAUAUGACUUCUCGGAACAUUGAACUUUAAAAAGAAAGGACUUGCUCAGUAAACAGACGUGUGUACUCAUUGACUUGAUGGGUUGUUGGCUGCGAUUUUAUUUUUUAUAUCAUAUCAACAUUAUUUGGAAAUCAGUAGAUUUAUGAAACACAAAUUAUGGCAUUUGAAAUAGAGUGAGCGAAGAAACAGAUUUUCUGUUCAAUACCCUUACAAUAAGAAUGGAAGAUGUUGGUAUUGUGUUUCUUAAGCUCAUUGACCAGCUAAUGCCAGUUCAAGUCAAUAAUGUACAGUGAUGUCUGCUGAAUACAGGGCCUAUAUAUUGAGAUCUGGUUUUCACUCUGUCUUGGAUACACUAGUAAUCCUGUUUGAAUGCUAGGGUCAAGUUUCAGAUGCUCAAAUCCAAUGUUUGUGUUCUGGAUCUAGUUGUGCUAUGUAAAAAGCUGAAUUAACUAGAGAUUUUGCACUGAAAAUCGGAACACAAUUACUUAAAAUUAAAAAAGGAGUUUAUAGAUAAUGACAUUUUGAUAGGUGUGUGUGAUUUGUUUUACCUAUGAAGUACAAUUUUAAAGUGUGUCAAGAAGAAUUUUAGAAAGCUAGGUAUUUUACACACUAGAUACAUGUAUAAGGCACUAAGAGCACGGUAUAAAGCUAAAAGCAGGGUCAAAAGCAUUGCUGGGCUGUUAAAGUGAUACAGGACCAAGAUGUAUGUUCAGACAGAGUGGAAUCAGACUCGGGGUGGGGUGGGUGGAUUUUAGUACAUUUUCUAAUUACAUUCAUAAGUUUUGAUCUCUUGCAAUCGACAAUUUUAAAAGUUGAUGAUUUUGUGCAAAGAGAAUGUACUUGUUAAAAAAAUUGUUUAUAAUUGAAAAACCAAAUUGCCAUAAAAGGCCUUGUUCAUUGCAUGACACUGAUAUUCUGUAUACCACCAUGUCGGGCUGUAAGAAAAGCAUAAGAUGAUUGACAAAUAAUAGAUGGAAUUGUUGUGUGAGUUUGAAAUUGUAACAUCUGCAUCAACUGUUCUGGUUAUGUUGAGACGACAUGGCAACAACUAAAAAUCCUGAAAUAGGGAAAAACACACUGGAUAAUAAGUUUCAAUUUCUUGAUAUGUUGUUGCAAAACCAUUUGGACAGAAUAUCAUUCAUGCAAACAGGUUUAAAUCUAAUAAAUAAUGACAAUAU